Messenger RNA from Anastrepha obliqua, 575 nucleotides. RefSeq lists its product as uncharacterized. The record is from RefSeq and is a predicted model, not a curated record. The transcript has 2 exons. NCBI's taxonomy places the organism in Eukaryota, Metazoa, Arthropoda, Insecta, Diptera, Tephritidae. Bases 1 to 369 code for a protein of 122 amino acids.
AUGGGUGUUAAGCGUGGAUUUCCAACCCACCAGUGCUUUUUGUGUACAUGGGAAGGUCGCAAAAGAGAUCAGCAGUACACUGAAUUUAAGUGGAAGCCGCGAACUUGCUACAAAGUAGGCGUAGAAAGUAUAGAAAAUCUACCAUUAGUGCAGCCAUCUCAAAUCAUUUUGCCAUCACUACACAUUACGCUCGGUGUUGUAUCAAAUUUUGUUAAAAAACUGGAUCGUGAGGGCGAGGCGAUUGCAAGUUUGCGCAAUAUUUUUCCGAAACUGAGCGGCGCAAAGAUUCAUGCAGGUGUUUUCAGUGGUCCGCAGAUAAAAAAAAUAGUUGCGAGUUAUGAAUUGCAUAUGGCGAAAUGGGCAUAUUAAUGUCGCUAAAGAUCCAUUUCCUUCACAAUCAUUUAGAUUGUUUCCCUGGUGAUUAAGGAGCUUGUAGCGAUGAACAUGGCGAAAGGUUCCAUCAGGACAUUGCGGCUAUUGAAAAGCGCUUUAAAGGACAAGACAUUACGCAUAUGCUUGGCGAAUACUGUUGGUCUAUUUGUCGCGAUACUGACACAAAUGCUUACAAACGCAAA